AUGUCAUUCAGAAAAAGAAGUGAAGUAGUUAAUACUAGAGGCCCAGGUUUACAAAAUGCUAGAGGUCCCACACAAGAUUCUAUUCAAAAUGCAAGAGGUAUACCAGCAAAUACAAGAGGUAUGCCAGUAAAUGCUAGAAGUCCAGUACCAGCUAGAGGACCUCAAUUGAAUACAUCUCGAGGACGUAAUGUUCCAUCAUUGAACAAUAAUAAUCCUUCGUUUAGAGGAAGACUAUCUCAAAGAAUGUCAAACAUGAAUAUUAACGAUGAUUCGAACUCACACUUAAACAACCAUCCAGGUAUUAGACCUUCUCCUGCCACUUCACAACUAACUACAUCAACUGGUUGCAAUGAUUUAGAUAGCUUACUUGGACAUAUGGGAUUGCCAUUAGGAAACUCAUUAUUGAUUGAAGAAAUAGGUACCACAGAUUUUAAUUCAGUUCUAUGUAAAUUAUUUGCUUCUCAAGGUAUUAUUCAUAAUAGGUUAAAGAACGGUAAUAGCCAGCAAGAAAGCAAUACACAUGUAAUUGUUUUAUCCUUAAAUAAGAUGUGGGGGAAAGAAUUACCAGGUACUUACAAGGGUUCAAAGAAGGAUAUUAAAAAGCAAAAUAUUGCUAAUGAGCAAUCUAAAAUUUCAGUUUCUAAUUUGAAUGAGCAAUCGUCAACCCCAUCAAGAUAUAAAGAUUUGAAAAUUGCUUGGAGAUAUGGUUUGAAAGAUGAGAUAGGUCAAAAAAAUUCGAAGUCAACUAACCAAGACUCUACAGAAUAUAAAGAUUAUAAUCAUCAAUUUGAUAUCACUUCGAGAUUAAUACCUACUCCAACUAGUGAUGAAAUUACAUAUAUUCCUACUAAUAUUCCAGUCAGUUCUAUAUUAACUCAACUAACUAACGCCAUUGAUAAAAAUCCAACCAAAUUGAUUAGAAUAAUUAUUCCAUCUCUAAUGCACCCAUCAAUGUAUUCUCCAAAUUAUUUCAAAUUAACAGAAAUAAUUCCACUUCUGCAUGGAAUAAAAUCUAUUAUUAAACAAAAUGAAUCACGGUGUGUUUUAUUAGCCAGUUGUUUCACAAAUUUGUUACAAUCAUCGAUUUCCUCUUCAAAACUUUUAUUAAAUCAAAUUCAAUCUAUAUUUGAUUCCAUUGUAUUAUUGGAACCAUUCCAGCAAGAAAUGAUUCAAUUAUUGGAAAAAUCCUAUAAGACACAACCAAAUAAAAUUCAGCAUGGAUUAAUCCAUAUCUUGAAAUUACCGGCAUUUAGUGAAAAGGGUGAAAUGUGUGUCUCAAGAUCAGAAUAUGCUUUUAGAAACGGUAGAAAGAAUUUUGAGAUUGAAGAAUGGGGUAUUCCUGUUGAAGAUGUUGAAGAAGAUGAAAAUAAGGAUAAUAACGUAGAUUCCUCGGCUUCUAAUAUUGGUAACCCAAACAAUAAACCAAAAAAGAGUACGAAAGUUGAUUUAGAAUUUUGA
Messenger RNA from Henningerozyma blattae CBS 6284, 1458 nucleotides. RefSeq names its product Elongator subunit ELP4 (gene ELP4). Gene Ontology annotation, biological process: tRNA wobble uridine modification. The transcript has a single exon. The coding region runs from base 1 to 1458 and encodes 485 amino acids. NCBI's taxonomy places the organism in Eukaryota, Fungi, Ascomycota, Saccharomycetes, Saccharomycetales, Saccharomycetaceae. Gene Ontology annotation, cellular component: cytoplasm; transcription elongation factor complex; elongator holoenzyme complex. The record is from RefSeq and is a predicted model, not a curated record.